AUGGCCGCAGUACCUAGCGAAAUGCUUAAUCGUGUUCAAUUACCUCCAGCAGAUAAUCUAUCUAAAGAAACGGUAACAUCAUUAUUAGCAUCUGAUUCCGCAACUGUUAAAAGUGCAAAAGAAGCAACACAUAUUUUAUUUUCUAAACCAUUACAUUUCUUACGAUCAAUGUUAAAUCACGAAACAUCUACACAUGAAAUAACAGAAGAAGAACUUGAUUUUGCUGCUGAAUUUGGUCGAUUUCCUUAUCGUCCAAGUAAACUUUUUCUUAAAUUAUUUCAUAAUGUUAUAGCUACACUUCAACGUGAUCCCUUAUGUGGUCGUGUUUCACCCGCAUUAAUUGGUUCAUCUGGUGUUGUUCCAUUAACUAUUAUUUCAACUAUUCCAGAUAUAAUGCAACAUUAUUAUCAUUGUAUAGUUAAUGCAAAAAAAGAAGUUUUAUUUGCAACAAAUUAUUGGGAAAAAGGUCAUAGUGUUACUAUUAUUGGUAAAGCAAUACGUGAUUUAAAUAAACGUGCACGAGAUGAAAAUCGUCAAAUUAUUUUUAAAUUAAUGAUUGAUCAUCCAACAAAAGAGAAUCUAGCACAUUUUCAUAGUAUUCUUCCACAUCAUAAAUGGUCACAUUAUGAUAUUCCAACACCUGAUGAAAUUCCUAAUAUAUCACUUGAAAUAAAUAAUUAUCAUCGUCUUAUAAUGGGAACAUUUCAUUCAAAAUUUAUGGUUAUUGAUCGUCGUAUUGCGAUAUUAAAUAGUAAUAAUAUACAAGAUCGACCUAAUCUUGAAAUGAUGUCACAAUAUGAAGGUGAUAUUGUUAAUUCAUUUUAUGAUACAUUUCUUAUUUCAUGGUGGGUACCAUUUGAUCCAAGUCUUGUUUGUUUAAAUGAUGAUGCAACAACUGAAAUUGAAUUCCAGUUUGGUAUUGAAUCUUCAAAAAUUGUUUCAUUCAACGAACCAUUACAAAAUGCAGUAGCUCGAGCACGUUUAAGACUUCAAAAUCAUUUAGAUGAUAAACAAACAGAAAUUUAUUUUCAAGAACCUUUAUUAUCAUCUCAAAGUACUCCAUUAACACAUCAUUUAAAUCUAUCAGCUAAAUCAGCUAGAAAAACACAGCCAGAUGAAUAUCUUUCUAAACAAAAUUUAGAAAAACUUGCUCGAGAUUUUACACCAUUUAUUUUUCAUGAACCACAUGAACCAUUUCCUAUAGCUUUAGUUAAUCGUUUACCUCAUGGUGCACCUGGUCAUUCAGAUACAGCAAAUCCUCAAGAUGCUGCAUGGUUAGGUGCAUUUCGUUAUGCAGAAAAAUCGAUAUUUAUUCAAUCACCUACUUUAAAUGCUAAACCAGCUAUUAAUGGAAUUAUACAAGCAUGUCAACGAGGAGUUCAAGUUAUUCUAUGGCUUGAUUUAGGUUUUAAUGAUUCAAAAGAGGGACAUGGAACAUUUCAAGGAGGAACAAAUGAACAUGUUAUAAAAAAAUUAUAUAAGACAUUAAGAGAUGAAAAUAAUGGAGCUGAACGUUUUCUUGAAGUUUUUUGGUAUACAGGAAAAGAUCAAACACGACCACUUAAUUUUUCACAACAAAAACGAAAUUGUCAUAUAAAAUUUAUGGCUAUCGAUGGUCAAGUAGCUAUUAUGGGUAAUGGUAAUAUGGAUAGUCAAUCUUGGUUUCAUUCUCAAGAAAUCAAUGCUAUGAUUGAUUCACCAUUAAUAGUUAAAGAUUGGAUAGAUGCUUUAUAUCAAAAUCAAUCAACACAUCAAUAUGGUCGACUCAGUCUUGAUGGGAUAUGGCGAGAUAAGCAAGGUAACUUAAAUCCACAUGAUGGAAAAUAA
Adineta steineri is the source of this 1827-nucleotide messenger RNA. The record is from the annotation of a GenBank genome assembly. NCBI's taxonomy places the organism in Eukaryota, Metazoa, Rotifera, Eurotatoria, Adinetida, Adinetidae.